Molecule: messenger RNA, 1134 nt
Organism: Caenorhabditis sp. 36 PRJEB53466
Lineage: Eukaryota; Metazoa; Nematoda; Chromadorea; Rhabditida; Rhabditidae
Source: the annotation of a GenBank genome assembly
AUGUUGUGCAAUUUGGUGGAGGACGGCGUCGUCAAAUGCUACCCCUACUUCCCGGACGUUAUUGGAAGAACUAAGAUUUACAACGGAAGCAAAGUGACUCUGGACUCGCAAGAGGAGAAGUUCGACGGAGAGCUCAUCAUCCGACAGAUCACAUACCAGCCAGUGGAUCCAGAUGUCAUAGGGAUAGUACCGAAGGAGACGGUGAUACAUUACCAGAUUCCCAAAUGGAAGGAAGGAUCGAUUCCGAAGACGGAGAAUCAGAUGGAGGCUGUGCGAUUCGUUUACUACGCGACCCGGAGAAAGAGUAGAACGGUGAGUGAAGGAGAAAUGGGGGGAAAGAACUAGAUCUUGAUAAUUUCAAAAUCCCUACGACCGCGACCUCAUUCAUAUUUUUCAGGUUCCGUACGUUGUGCACAGCUCCAAAGGAACCGGACGUGCUUGCUGCUUUGCUGCUAUCGACUACAUCUACCAGGCAUCGUGCGCGAAUCGCCGGAAGUUGACCCUGCCCGGACUGGUGUUGCAGAUGCGUGUCAUGAGAUAUAUGGCCAUCGAGACUGCCGAACAACUCCACUUUAGCUUUCUGAUGGCCUACGAGGCAGUUGUCAGGGUAGGACAAAUGAUGAUCCCACUCCGUUUCCGCUAAACUCCAACUUUCAGGACUUCAAGGUGAAUGCGACCUAUACGCUGAUCUAUGACAACCGACAAUACAUGGCUCAUUUUCACGACAUGGGACAGUUCAACGCUGACCUACGCAAAGAAUAUGACGCGAAGUAUGAACAGAAACUGGCACGGAUCAAAGCAGACAAGACGGCCAAGGAACUGAGCAUCGGAAACGAUCUGAUUGGGAAGAGCAAGAAGACGGAGAAGGACUUGAAGGCGAAGUACCCGAGAAUCAGACACGAUCUGAUUGCGUUGAUCACGAAUGCGGAGAAGGAGGUGACGGCGAAGUCAGACGAGCCGAAACCAGAGGAACCGAAGCAAGUGGAAGAGAAACCGGAAGGACCAAAGCCCGAUGAGACCAAACCGGAGGAGCCGAAGUUCAAGGAGGCCACACCGGAAGAGCGGACGCCCGAGGAAGCUAAACCGCAAGAGCAAAAACCCGAUGGCGGCCAAAAGCCCGAUGAUGGCCGAUAA